AUGGGAACGCUAACUGCCGGGCAACUGCGACUGGAUCAUUAUUGCGAGCACAAGCUUCCCACCAGCUGUCGUCUGAGCAGUAUCGGUACGCAACAAACGCACAAGCCGCGCGCAACUUCGGGGAUACGAGCUGACUUUCCAUUCGUCUGUGUACAGGCGAGUGCUGCGCGUGCUACGAUGAAAGAGCUCAUUCUGUAACAUAUUCAACCUACAUUGAUGGCGUUGGUUUUGUUCAGCGAGGUACUCGAUGGCAACGCUACUGCUGGUUCUGCAAGGAGUUCUGGGAAAACAGAGUCCAAGCAUCGGGAUUAACACCUGGCCAGACCAAAAUACCAGAGAGACCUGACCAGACAGAAUUCCUGAGACGAUGGUAUCAAUUUCAUCAAGGUUUUCGUAUUGUAACUCGCGACGAUGGGAGCGAAGAGCGAGUUGCUGUUCUCGGGGAAGACCUUCGCGAUGUGUCGCCGGGCUGUCUGCCUAGGACCUUGGACGAGCUGCGGGCUGGCAGAGAACGCAGUGAGAUAGAGGAACGCGAGCGAGCCGAAGGUGAGCGCCAGCGACAGGCUGCACGUGCGGAAGAAACCCCUCAAGGUCCGAGCAUCGAAGAAACGCUAGACCAGAUGUUCCAGGCCGCAGAAAGGGAAGAGUCCCAGGAUCAGCAACCAACACCUUCUCGACCGGACAGUGGCCGACCAAGUAAUGAUAUUGAAUUGCGAACAACAAACAUACAUGCCCAGGCAAUGACGCCAGCUGCUUCCCGUAAUCGAGAUUACCAGGCACGACGCAUUGCUGCUCUGCGACGUGAACUUCAUCGCAUGCGCAAUGGGAUUGAGCGCGUUAUAUCGGGGCUUCGAGAUCUGGGCGAGAAUGUUCCGGACCACACGGCAGCAUCGACUCGCCUGUCACAACUGGGUCGCACUCUUGACACAAUAGAUAGUCCGCCCUCGCAGGAAGAUGCGCAAGGAGCCAUCCAGAGUGUUCGGGCUCUCACAGAUGCUGUUAGCACGACGCAGCGUAACGGGACGCUUUCCGGCGUUCAGGCGCGGGUUGAUGAGGCCAGGCAACAUGUGGACGAGGCCAGAAGAAACAGGGACCAAGCUGCAACAGAAUUGGACCUCGCAGAACAGGACUUCCGCACGUCGCAAGCCCGCCUUCGUCAGCUACAGAAUGAGCAGAGAACCACUGAAAAUUACAUGAGGCUGUUUGGUACUCGUGAGGAGAUGAUCGCACAAGGCGAAAGCUAUGAAUCUCCAAUCGGCGGCAUGUUCACCAGAGCUAUGGAGCGCUUCCGAGUCGCAGAAGAUGUACGCCGGGAAGAGCGUACACUCCGUCAGGUGCUUCAUGAUGAGGAGCGAGCUGCGGACCCAGAUGUCGCUCAACGGUUGGCGGAACUGGAAACUCGAGAGCGCGAUGUGUGGGGCGUCCCUCGCCCGUCCGAAUCACAAUCGUUGCAAGACACAAACAUCUCUCGGCACGUGCCUCCGUCUCAUAGCAACGAGCGGCCAACGGACGCAACUCGCGCUGGACUGAAUCUAUUCAAUACAGGCACUGCGCUGGAAGAUUACCAUGCGCUCUUGAGAGGACAAGACAGGGUCCAGCGAAACCGAACAGCAGUCGACACUGACAAUUUCCCAAGGAACAUGUUGAAUGCACUACCUAGUCAGCAGCGAGCACCUGGCGCGACAUUUCAAGAUAUUCUAACAUAUGCAAGAGAUUCUCGAAAUCGGAGACGUCAAGACGCCCCGACGAUUGUCGCUGGACUUCCAGGACUACAACUGGACGAAGAUCCGUAUGAGAAUAAUGAUCGUGGGCUUGACGCUGUAUUCGUCUUGAACGCACUGUCUAACAAUCCAGGGCUCAGAUCGCACGUUCCAUGGGCUGAUGACGGGAAUGCGGUAUCUAAUCUUCUCUGCUCCGUACAAUCAAACACUCUUUCGUCGUUGGACGUGGGGCAACUUGAGCCUCUCAUGGAGCUUGAAGAAGUCGUGUGGGGUAGUCAAUUGCCCGCCGAGCGCAAUCGACGACGGCGUGAGCGCGGAGAGACCGUCUCCUUCACCCCUGAUGCAUAUGAAAUGGCCAUGUCAGGGCAAGUCAUCGUGCAUGACGUAGAAGUCAUGGCCGAGUGCUAUCAGAUGAGCGGACAGGUGAGAGCACAAUCUGGCGUCACAGCUUUGGAGCAGCUGCCUAUGCUCUAUCGACUGCAGGCUGGAGAGCGCAACAGCCGCGACCGCGCCGUCCUGGUCAGAAUGUUGCGUAGCGAUACAGCAAUGAAUCAGGCUAGUCAGGUGCUUGCCCAACAUGUCGGAGAGACCGAUGAAGCGCAAAGCGAUCGACGCGCUGAAUUGGAAAGCGAGAGACGUCAGGCGGCAAGGCGAGGCGAUCACUCCCGCUCAGAGCUCGAUGCACAGAGAAGGGCUACGCGGACGAUGCCAUCGGUGGCGCUGACUGCUAGCAGAGCAGCGAUGGCUACGAGCCCCAGAACGCUGUUAGAGAGGAUGGCCAACCGCGAUGAAGAGACACGCGCCGCAUACGAACGUCUACGAGCGAACGGCUUUGAGCCGGGUGAGCCGAUGACAAGUCGUAGCCUGCGAGACGCAUUCUACAGGCCACUGAGUCUCGGAGACUUUGGCGCCUCGCCGUCUGCGACGGAUUCGGACGACGAAGACAAUGAAGGCCGCGGUCUGGAUGCCAAAGAUUCCGGCCGACCAGAAGAGCCUAUGACUGAAGAAGAAAUGACGAUAUUGCUGGACUGCCGCAUUUGCUACUCGCAGAAAGCCGAUAUCUGUACGAUCCCAUGCGGACACUUGGCCAUGUGUCGAUGGUGCAGUGAGCAGCAUUCGCCGACGAUGGCUCAAGACAAGACUCGGCCGAGAAGACCCGCUGCUUGUCCAGUUUGUCGAAAGCGAAUCAACCAGAAGAUUCAGGUGCAUCGUUCUUGA
Molecule: messenger RNA, 2939 nt
Organism: Lecanosticta acicola
Lineage: Eukaryota; Fungi; Ascomycota; Dothideomycetes; Mycosphaerellales; Mycosphaerellaceae
Source: the annotation of a GenBank genome assembly